CCUAUUCUCGAGGCACUUACUAAGAGCGCAUUCGUCGCAGCAAGGCGCAAGAGUCGUCGUAAUGGCCUAGCGCAGCCCCCUUGCCUAGCCAAGAAUAUAUGUUUUGCGCAGAAUCGCAAUAAAUGUCGCAAGAUCGGUACCAGUGCCAGUCCUGCCAGUCAAGCAAGUCUGUCUGUUGCUUUUAGUGAGGGGAAAACUGCGUCAAUGGGUCAUCCUAUUGGCUCGAUAGUUAUAUCGAGGAAGCCAUUGCGCUUUCCCAUUCAUCCCGUUAGUGCAAAGCCUGAAUAUGAGAAAGAAAGCAGCGAGAUAGAUGGAUCUAAAUAUAAAGAAAGG
Molecule: messenger RNA, 333 nt
Organism: Striga asiatica
Lineage: Eukaryota; Viridiplantae; Streptophyta; Magnoliopsida; Lamiales; Orobanchaceae
Source: the annotation of a GenBank genome assembly